Molecule: messenger RNA, 4236 nt
Organism: Rhopilema esculentum
Lineage: Eukaryota; Metazoa; Cnidaria; Scyphozoa; Rhizostomeae; Rhizostomatidae
Source: RefSeq, a predicted model, not a curated record
AAAGACCCUCAAACAUCAACUUCUGUUAAAAAUCUCUAUCGAGACAAGAAACUUUGAAACGUGGGAAACUUCACUUACUUUUACAAGCGUCAACAAGAUCGCUGUCGCUUAAAGAAUAAGUGAACAUAGCCUAAAAUGACUAAAACAUUGACUUCCUGGGAUGCUACAGGCUGUUUUCUCUGGCCUAGCGGGCGCUUGAUUGGCAGGUCGGUAACAAGAACAAAGUACAAAUACUGUUUUUCACAUUCUUGGGAUAAAACAGUUUAUUUCUCUUUGAAUAUUUCAUCAGAAUUUAAUGUAUGCCAGUCAAAGUUAGCAUAAUGGGUGAUUGAUGGUCUAAUGCAUUUUAUGGCUCCUCUGAAACCAUUGCCGAAACAUUUAUAUUCAUUUGACGAUUUUAGGUGAUAAGGUUUUGAAUCUUGAAAAUGCCGCAUAAUCAUUUAUUUGGUCGCCAUGGCAGCCUUUACUCUGGCGGUGUGAGCAACUGAUGUUAAUUUUUCUUCGCUCAAUACAACGGUUAAACUGCGAGCUUUAUUGAAUAAAAUGACUUGUCAAAGAUUGCUAUAGAAACGUUCAGAUUAUUUAGUACAAAGAUUCAUGCAAACUUUGAACAGAAGAACCCUUGGAAUAUUAUUUAAUCGUACACUGCCCCACGAGAUAUUUUUGUUUACGCAGGAAAAUGGUUUAGAUAAUGAUAAGCUUGAGCAUUGAAAGACUAACUUGAGUGAGAAGUGGUUGGAGUAGAAAUAGUGCGCACUGGUAGGAAUGGAUUUAACUCUCCUUUAGGACCUAAAGAACAUCUGGUGGAAAAAUUGACAACAUAGACGUCACAUGUGUAGGAAAUCAUUUGAUGUCCAGACUGAUGAUGGACUGUUUCUUUUCUGGACUUUUGCAUAUUUGGUUGGGUUAGUUUAGACUGUAAAUUGAGAAUAAAAACACAAGAAAGCUUUAGUUGGAUUCUGUAUAUUUACGUUAUGCAAAAGCUUGAAAUGGAAAACAUGCAAAGAGCAGUUAUCGGAUAUCCAAAGUUGUCCGUCAAGGCAGAUCAUUUUCCUGAUGUUAUAGACGAAUUCAAUGCUAAAAUCAUACAAAGGGAAGAAGUUGAAUUGUCUGAUGAAGAGGGAGAAAUUUGCAACAUCGACUUGAGCAGAUGUGAGUCGGAGGACAGCGACUGGGAUACCGACCUGGAGGAGCGCAAUUCCUCAACUGGCACUGCUAAUCAAGCAUCGAGAGGAGAGAAAAUAUAUUUGAAAACCUGCAAAUCCUUAAAAAUAACUCCAUCGAACCACGUGCUAAAAUCGCUCAAAACAUCAGUAUUGCAUGCAAGGCAUCGGGCCAUAGGCCCUAAGGAAAUCCAAUCGAUUGCUGAUGCACUAAUCACUAACACCUUUGUAAAGACACUUGACAUAGAGGCCAACAAUAUUGGACCUGUUGGUACAACUUUGAUUUGCCGUGUAUUGCAGGAAAACUGUUUUAUUACAGACGUCAACCUGGCAGAGAAUGAUAUAGGAUCGAAAGGAGCAGCAGCACUAGGAAGUAUGCUCAAGUCUACUCGAAGCCUUGUAAAUGUUAAUUUGAAAGGAAAUCGACUGAGUGACAAAGACAGUACUGCACUUUCUCAUGGCAUUGCAGAAAAUGACACAGUCAAACGACUCAACCUAAGCCACAAUGAAUUCAGGUCAGCUGCCGGGCGUGAAAUUGGCUCAGCAAUAGCGACAAAUCAAACACUGGUGGAACUGAAUCUAAGUUGGAAUCACUUGAGGAUGGACGGAGCCAUAGCUAUUGCAAAUGCAAUGGCCAAGAACUCGUCCAUCGAGGUUCUAAAUUUAAGCUUUAAUGGCUUCUCAGACAACGGUGCAGCUGCAAUGGGAAAUGCCCUAGCGCAUAAUGAUACAUUGAAGUCACUUGAUUUAUCUCACAAUAGAAUUUCAGACGUGGGUGCUAUUGCUUUGAGCAAAGGCUUGGCAAAAAAUGUGGCACUACAAAGAUUAAAUAUCGGAUACAACCCGAUAACCAGUUCUGGGGGAUCCGCCCUUUUAAUGGCAGCUAAAGAGGCAAAAGAGCUUAUAGAAUUGCUUAUGAAAGAUAUCUUUCUAGAUGAAGAAGCAUUUGAGAUCAUUCAAGAACUCGUGCGCUCUAGAACUAAGUUGGAGGUUACAUACCAAGGAAUAACAAAAGAUUCUGGUGCUGGAUUGCGGAAAAAUGAGCUUGCUCUAUUGAAGAAAAAGAUUUUUGAUAAGAUCAGGCAGUACUUAAAAGAAAAGCGUCUGAGAAUGAUUGACUUGUUCAACAGAUGGGACAAGGACAAAAGUAUGACUUUAUCAAGGAAAGAGUUUCAGAUGGGAAUAGCAGCUGCCAGUAUUCCAUUAUCAGCUGAUAUGAUAGAAUUUUUAGUUAAUCAACUUGAUAGUGAUAAAAACGGACAGGUUGGUUACGAUGAAUUCGUUGCAAUAUCAGAUUUUGGAUUUUGGAUUUCUGUACUUAUGCCUUUAAAGGCACCAGUCAACCGUUCAGAGUUAGCCAUAAAUGUCCUGCUAGCCAACCUUUCAGAGUUAGCAACAUUUGUGAAAGAGAAAAAAUUUAGACCGCAGUCAAUAGAAUCAACUAAGUCGCCAAAACAAAUACUUCGAAGAAAGUUGCAGCAUCUAGAGGGGUUGACUAAAGACGUAAAAAUGCUGCAUAGACCCCAUUUUCAGGAGUCUUCGCUAAAUGAUAAUACUGCCACUUUUCAUAAUGCUGUUGAUGAGUUUCAUGACAGAAAAGACCCUACUGCCAUUAAUGAUGCAAAUCGAUACAGAAAUACCGCAAUAAUUGAAUUAUCAUCUGAAGAGAGCAUCUGGGAUACAGACUUGGAGGAGUCGUUUUCUGACUUUGCUAGUGAAUUGGAUCGCUCUACGACAGGUCAAUGCAAGAGAGUGUUUGCUGAAAAUGAUUUGAUUCCAUCGAAGUUUAUCAUGGAUCGAUUGACCGUGAGAAGCGCUCGAUUAUCACAUGAUGUGUUGAGAGCCAAUGAGCUGAAAGUACUUGCGGAGGCACUGGUCGGCAAUCAUUGCGUGAGAAGCCUUGAUUUGCGGGGAAAUAGGAUUGACCAUAAAGGUAUGAAAGAGCUACAUAACAUGCUAUUGAAAAAUACAUACAUCACAGAACUGAACUUAGCUGACAAUAACAUUGGCAAAAAGGGUUCAAAAUAUAUAAGCAUGAUUUUACGGGACUCGAAAGUUCUUAGGGAACUAAACGUAAGCGGGAACUCCUUAAGCGAUGCUAGAGCCUUUGAAAUUGCACAUGGCGUUGCAGCAAAUAAGAGUUUAAAAACUUUGAAUUUGAGCCACAAUCAGUUCAUGUCAACUGCUGGGAAAGAUCUUGGUUUAGCUAUAGAGAUGAACCAAAGCAUUGUUGAGUUAGAUUUGAGCUGGAACCAUUUAAGACUGCAAGGGGCAAUUGACUUCAGUUCAGGUUUGGCUUGGAAUAAAUCAAUAUGUAUCCUAAAUUUAAGCUUCAAUGGCUUUUCUGAUUGCGGGGCAGAGGCUAUAGGGACAGCCUUGGCUGUUAAUGACACACUUGAAUCAUUGAACCUUUCUCAUAAUCGCAUAAGCAAUACAGGCUGCGUAGCUCUCAGUAAAGGACUGAGCAAAAACAAAUCCUUGAAAAGACUGAAUGUUGGUUACAACCCAAUCACAAAUACUGGUUGUAUGCCUUUGAUCAAAGCAAUACAAAAAGCAGAAGGGAUUGUUGAAAUAGCGAUGGAUGAAAUCUACAUUGAUGAGGGUGCCGUUUGUCUGAUUCAAGAACUGAUGAGCCAAAGACCUAAUUUCAUAGCUCGUUAUCGUGGUGUAGCAAGGCCAAAUUGUGGUUCGUCCUCCACAGAUGACCUUUCCAAGGCGCGAACGAAAAUCUUCACAAUCUUGAAGAGGUAUCUUAGAAGAAAAAAUCUACGCAUGCUUGACUUGUUUAACAAAUGGGACAGAGAUAAAACGUUGCUUUUAACACCAGAUGAAUUUGUUUUCGGUUUCCGAGAGGCAAACAUUGCUCUUUCUCAGGACAUGCUUGAUGUAUUGAUUUCAACCCUGGAUAAAAAUGGAGAUGGAGAAAUUUCUUACGAAGAAUUUGUUGCUGUUACAAAAAUCAAAUAGAGCACCUGACAAUAAGCUUUGAAUUCUGUUAAUAUAGCAUUAUAGCAAUAUAGCAAAAUAUCUCGAAUCUUGAUAUAUUUCAAGAAAAUUUAAUGCUUGUGUGCAA